This is a messenger RNA of Bipolaris zeicola 26-R-13, 1965 nucleotides long. RefSeq lists its product as uncharacterized. Gene Ontology annotation, molecular function: FAD binding; oxidoreductase activity. Lineage: Eukaryota; Fungi; Ascomycota; Dothideomycetes; Pleosporales; Pleosporaceae. Bases 1 to 1965 code for a protein of 654 amino acids. The record is from RefSeq and is a predicted model, not a curated record. The transcript is spliced from 3 exons.
AUGGCACCACCACACUGGGUAGCCACUUGCAUCCUCUUGGCUUUCUCACCAGUGGUUAUUCUGUCUCAACCUUCCCCAUCCCUUGAUCUCGAACCAGCAGCCACCUCCGUUCAUGCCACUGCACCUGCAGGCGCGGCGCUGCAGGAGGCUGAAACUUUUCAGCUUACCGAUGCAGUGAUCGAUCGGCUUGCCUCCGACAAAGCUACUGCCAAAUACGCUGAGUACUUUGCAUUCGACAACAGCAGUAUUGCCAACCCUACACACGUGCGACGGGCUGCUUCUGCAGCUUGCAGGACUUUUCCCGGAGACGCAACAUGGCCUAAGAAACCCAUCUGGGAUGUCUUCAAUGCUCUUCUCGGCGGAGCAUUGAUUCCGACCAAGCCAGUUGCAGCAUCAUGCUACGAUUCUAUAUGGGGGAAGAAAGACCCCGCACGGUGUGCAGAUGUUUCAACAAACUGGACCAACGCAUACUUUCAUACAGAUGACCCAACAUCCAACAUGUGGCCUAUCUACCAAGGCAGAACUUGCAUACCAAAGAAUGAUACCAAUGAUAAAUCCUGCACUUUAGGCGGCUUUCCAGAAUACUCAGUGAAGGUAACAAACGUGGCACAAAUCCAACUUGCUGUCAACUUUGCUCGAGUCGCCAACCUUCGUCUCAUUAUCAAGAAUACUGGGCAUUGCUUUUUGGGAAAGUCGACUGAUGCUGGUGCUCUCAGCUUAUGGAUGCACAAUAUGAAUAAGAUUGACUUCAUUCAAGACUACGAGGGACCUGGCUAUUCAGGACCCGCAUUUAAGCUCUCUGCUGGUGUCCUCGUCAGACAUGUGUAUGAGGCUGCAGAAAAACAUGGCGUGACGGUACUAGGGGCUGUAUCUUGGAGUGUCGGUUAUGCUGGCGGUAUGAUCACAGGAGGAGGACAAAACCCGUUAGCCGGCAUCUACGGCAUGGCAGCUGAUCACGUCGUGGCUUUCCAAGUCGUCACUGCCGAUGGACGUUUUAUUACCGUAUCAGAAGAAUUAAACCCGGAUCUUUUCUGGGCACUAAGAGGUGGUGGCGGCGGUACAUUCGCCAUUGUAACGUCAGUCAUUAUUCGGGCACACCCUAAAUUGAACGUGGUCGGUUCGAGCUUCUACCUUGACGCUUCAAACAACAGUCUUGAAGCAUUCUGGGAUGGCAUCAAGAAAUAUUACGAGUUUUUCCUGAACUGGGCCGAGGCAGGCCUCUAUUCCUUCUUCAUCAUGGGCAACACUCCAGCUCCAUUCCUCAGCGCACGAUACAUCUUCGCCCCGAACCACACUUUGGAAUCAUACAACAAAGUCGUCAAGCCUUUCUUCGACUACCUAGACGCCAAGAACAUCACCCUCACCCAGCCCCACGUCGCCAAAUCACACAGCUCAUUCUACUCAGCCUACCAAGCCGCAUGGGGAGUAAACCCCUUCCCCAUCGGACGAGACGACUCCAUGGCAGGCAGCCGAAUCAUCCCCAAGCGCAACUUCCAAGAGAAAUUCAACCAGACGUUUGCACUCAUCAAGGAGCACGUAUCUGCCGGCAAGCAUCUCCUCGGAUACCACAAGGCACCAAAAAAGUACGCAAAUACCAACAACGCAGUGCACCCGGCGUGGCGCGAAUGCGGCAUGUUCAUGGUUACUUCGACCAACAAGUCUCUGGAUCACUCUACGCCAGAAGCUCUCGCCAUCGCUAGCAAAGAUCUCCAGGAGAAUAUCCUGCAGCCUUGGCGCGAUAUCUCACCUGUUUCUGAGGGCGGCGGUACGUACUUGAAUGAGGCGCAUGUUGAUGAGGAGGACUGGCAGGAAUCGUUCUAUGGUGGGUACUACCCUAGACUCAGCGAGAUUAAGCAAAAGUGGGAUCCGAAUGAUGUGUUUUAUGCUACUACUGCUGUGGGAAGUGAGAGGUGGAAGGUCGAGGAUGGGGAGCAGGGCGUGCAGACUCAGAAUGGGAGACUGUAG